ACCAUUUUCUCGGCUGUGUAGUUUUUCUUGACAACAAAAUGGAUGGUGACAACAAUCCACCGAAGUCGAAGGCAACGACUAAAAAACUGGCUAAUAUUACUGCAAAUGAUGGAGCUGUUGUACCCUACGAUAUGGAUGAUAUCCAGCCUUCCAUCUCGGACCAGCAGAAGGUUGGGUUCUUCCGUCAGGACCGGGCAUCCCAGACCCUGGAGUCUGAGAUCCUGGAACUCAAGCAGAUGACCUUCGUUCUUCAGACCUUGCUCAGGGAAUCAAAGGAGCUGAAACGAGAACUUGCAGUGGCUAAGCAGGUGAUGAGAGCAGACUAUGAGAACAAACUCCAAGAAAAAGCUCUUGACAUGUACUGCAGAAUCAACGAACAUGUGGAAGCCCUGGAAAAGGCCCAUCGAGAGCGCGUGGAGGUAGUAAGGAGAAGCUUCAGACAACAACUCACAAAUAGCAUCGCAAAGAUCGCCCAUGAUUGGAAGAAUCAUGCAAGUAAAAAGAUGAACGCUGAGCUGAAGAAACAGAAUAGUAACACCGCCGCCCUACAAGAUGAGCACAAGGCACUACAGAAUCAGGUAGCAUCUCAGGAAGGCAUCAUCGAGAUGCUCAAGAUGCAACUAGAACAACAGGCAAACGCCCCAAGGAGUGAGGCGUCGACACCCACUGCCGUUUAUGAGGUGGAGGCGCUCAAGGAUGAGAUGGUGGCCAUGAAGAGGAAAGUGGAUGGUUUAGAAUCAGCUCUAGACGGCAAAGAUGAACUCAUAGAAGAAUUGAACAGAGAUAUGGAGAGACUAAACAAAGAUGUGGAGAAAGAACGAAUACACAUAAAACAGCUUCUGAAGGAGUUGGAAGAAUCGAAAGCUACAGCAAUGCAAGAGAUCUCGUCCUUGAAGAGACAGGCUGAAAAGCAGAGACUGAACCAGGAAAAAGAUAUGCAGGAAAAAAUGAAGAAGUCAAGAGAUGAGAUGUUGAACCUCGCCAAGCAACACGCAGCAGACGCCCAAAAGGCGGAGGAAGCGAGGAUGAAACUUGAGGCGGAGAAAGAGAAGCAAGAGAGGGAACUCCAAAAGAAUGAACAAGCAACCUUUGCAAAGGCAGCAGAGUCAGGAGAAGAAAUAUCUAAAUUGAAUCGACUGGAGAAACAUCUGAGAGGAGAAAUUGCAAGAUUGAAGAAAGAGCUGGCUAAGAGCACUAAAUUAUGGGAGAAGAAGUUUAGUGUCUUGCAGAGAAGCAUGUAUGCCUUGAAGGAUGAGAGCUAUCUCCGACAAACGCUACAGAAGCAAGCUGCCACUCUCCACCAUGCAACAGUCACGUAUGCUAAUGAUGCCCCAGGCAGCCAAGUGUCAAGAAAUGCAGCCAUCCAACCCCAGGCGCCCCAGCCAACACCCAACACCAAGCACAGCAAGGGACCACAUCCUCCUCUGCCCGGUAUAGGUCAGAUUAAUCCUACCAGGGACAGAAAACUUGAUGUCAUGUCAGCAUACACCGUCUCCCCACCACCAGGGCGAGGCAUAGAGCUUUUCUCAGUGAAUGAGGGUCAGAUCGUAGAACCAGACGAUGAUUAUGAAGCCUUCACCGAUGGAAACUUCUUGCCCCUUCCUACCCCUCCCCCACCCAGGUGGAUAAACGACGACAGCAGACCUCCGUCCGCCAACCCUGGUAUUUUGAUGGCAUCCUGAUUCCUGCUAAUGUUGGGGAACUUCUGGAAUAUAAAGCUGUGUCUCUUUUGGUUCUUUUUGCCCUCCUCCCUUCCU
Messenger RNA from Strongylocentrotus purpuratus (purple sea urchin), 1757 nucleotides. RefSeq lists its product as uncharacterized. The record is from RefSeq and is a predicted model, not a curated record. The transcript has 16 exons. NCBI's taxonomy places the organism in Eukaryota, Metazoa, Echinodermata, Echinoidea, Camarodonta, Strongylocentrotidae. Bases 39 to 1682 code for a protein of 547 amino acids.